CUCCUUGGGCUAUGUUUUACAUUAACGCGAAAGCUAAAAUAUCUCUUCGAGUUUAUCAUUCCUUUCGCUCGCGUUUGCUCGAGAAACGCCGGAUAAUAAUGACUCGCAUAGACUUUGCAAUAAUUCCACUGGAAAAUCGCGAAUCGUGGAAACUGGAAACGUACAUUUAUUAGUAAAUAUGAGAUUAUAAGAAAAGCGAGACAUUGAAUGCAUAACGUUCACUUUUGUUAGUGAAUAUACUGCCUGGAAUUCAAUAAAUGUAAUUAAAUUAAAAGAUUACUGUGUGUAGAAGUAUCGAAAAAUAAUUUUAAUGUCUACGGAUUUCAAUCGGAACGCCUGAUGAAGAUAAUGGCUACCUUUAUUGAUUGUAAAUAACGAACUUUUAUGCACGUUAUUAAAGGUAUUAUUAACUUUGAGCCCGCGUACUUUUACUAGUGAAACUAAUAUACGCGUUGCGUUAAUAAUUUGUUCACGCUUUUACUAUACGAGCUUGUCGUUCGUAAUCAUCUCGCGAUCUUGGCGAAGAUAUCGAUCGCUCCUUCAUUUAAAAAUCAAGCCAACCAUAGCCCAAGUGAUCGUUAAAUCACUAAUGAGUGUAACAAUGAUUUGCGAGUAGAAAAGUUUAGAAGACGCUGUUUUAAUGAUUAGUGUCUCAAACGGCGCAUCACGUCGAGAGCCGAAGAGCGUCGAUGAGGGAUAGACACACGAGCACGUAAUUGUAGGCGCGGCGAAGAUGCCUCCGACCGUGCCUUUUCCAUUUGUCGAGGCAGCCAGCGUCGAAGCAUCUUAUACCGUUCGUCCUCGUGGGCAUUCCAAGCGGGAAUUCUCGAAAGCCAGUUGUGCCGUAGAAACACGCGUCGCGGACUGCCGCUCGCCUGCGACUUUCGAGUGCUCAUAAAACCGCCGUUUUCUCGCUUUGCGCCGCUUUCGUGUGCACCGAAUUUUCUUGCCAACGGACCACCGACGAAUACCAAAGUGCCGUAAACCACUUGACCCCGACGCCCUCAGGUACCAGCGGUCAAAUUCCGGAAAGCACCACGGCUCAAAAGGGAAUAUUCCAUCAGAGAAAAAUGCCUCUUUAUGCCGUUUGAAACGCCCCCCAUCUGGCUAAUCGAUUCAGCACAUUAACGGAAACGUGAUCGGGGCUAUUAAAUCGAUCGGAGGGCGACGCAGCGAUUUUCACCGUCGACACGUUCAGGAGGCGGAUUGUGUUCGAUUUUGCAAAUCCAACGAGAAUUCGUGACUACGAUCGACAGCCAUGGAGAAACAGGAGCGGCUUCGGGCCACGCCUCGCUGACUCCAGAUACACUUUAGAAAGGCGAAUCACUUCGACGAGCAAAAAACCUCUCCAACGCCCUUCACUUUUCACAGGAAAAACGGAUUCCGCGAUGCCUCCGCGAUCCUACCGUGAACGUUACGGGCAAUCGAAUCGUCCGACAGCGAUCGACUUCCACUUGCGGAGUUCUAAGACACCGCCUAAGAAAAUAUUGAAUAUUGCCCAGGAGGAUGGACGUUGAAACCGGGGCCAUAUUGGCCCUGCAAAUAUUGGCACUGUGUUCGAUCGUCGCCGCCCUGUUGGCCUAUCUAAUGCGGCAAUCGAGGAACGCCACCGACGAGUACGAGUCCCGUAACAAACGCCACGUGCUCGUUACCAGCUGCGACACUUGCGUAGGCCUGCAGAUCGCCCUUGCGCUCUACGAAGUUGGUUACAAGGUGUUCGCCGGUCUGCUGGAUCCCACGGGCAAUUCGCCAUCGAUCAAGAUCCUGCGAGCGAUGGAGCAGCAGAGAGAGCGAGAGGAGGAUCCAACGAACGCGGGGCGAGGCAAUCCGCAGGAUCCGGAAGUACGUGCUCGCGGCCAAAUCGUGCCAUUGGAGCUGGACUCGACGAGAGAGGACAGUUUACGCGCUUGUUUGGACGCAGUUAGAGCAAAACUUCCGGCUGGCGAGGAAGGUCUCUGGGCAGUUGUGCACACCGGCGGCUUGGCUCUUCCUGGUAUUAUAGAGAGACAGCCGAGUUCCGCGUGGGAAUCCAUGUUGAGACACAACUUGGUCGCCCCGCUUAGAACCGCCAGGGUGUUCACUCCUCUUCUACGCGCCAAAAGAGGUCGCAUCGUUCUAUUCGGCGAUUCCACGAUGAGCUACGGGACCAAAGCUGGAACAGGACUGGUGGCGUACAGCGCCUCGCGAAAGGCCGUGGAGGGUGCUGCUGAGGCAUUAAAGAGCGAGCUUCAGUCCUCCGGAGUCGACGUCGUUCUUCUUAAACCGCCACCAGUGAAUCCUCUUAUUCUAUAUAGCGCGCCCGUUCUCAAGACGUCCGACGUGGAAUCUGGCGUAGUGUCAUCUGAAGGAACGUGGACAGCUCCUGUGUCGACCCACUCCAUUCAGAGCUCAUUAAUCCCAGCACUUACGUCACCCUGUCCACGUAGCUUUUACGACAUGGCGUCUAAAUCGCGACUUUUCUGUCGUUGAAUCAACCCUUGAAAGGCGAACGCUGACGAAGGAAGCGUAUCGUUACAUGGAAGACUUAAUUAAUAUCGUGUUAGGUUACGAUCAGCCAGUAAUACUUCGUAAGAACGAUGGUUACGGAGCCACGUUGACUUAACAUUAAUUAAUCCACCUCUGGACGCGUCGAUAAUCGUCUGGCAAUAUUAACACCUUUCAUAUUAAAAUCAUUACUUCAUCUGAGAUUCUUAUCGUUCUAGGCGAAUCGACACGUCAGAGGUCUAAGAUUUUAAGAAUAUGUACAGUU
Molecule: messenger RNA, 2749 nt
Organism: Hylaeus volcanicus
Lineage: Eukaryota; Metazoa; Arthropoda; Insecta; Hymenoptera; Colletidae
Product: D-beta-hydroxybutyrate dehydrogenase, mitochondrial
Exons: 7
Coding region: 1507-2469 (320 amino acids)
Source: RefSeq, a predicted model, not a curated record